Amborella trichopoda is the source of this 2428-nucleotide messenger RNA. The record is from RefSeq and is a predicted model, not a curated record. NCBI's taxonomy places the organism in Eukaryota, Viridiplantae, Streptophyta, Magnoliopsida, Amborellales, Amborellaceae.
AUUCUUGAUGGGUAUCUCACCAUUUGAUCUGAACCUUCUAUUGAGGCCACUAGCAAAAAUAAAAAGGUCAAAAGAAUAAGAGAACAGCCCAAUGCAUGCAUGACUUUUUCAUUUGACAAGAAUGGCACACAAAGGAGAGCACUUGCUCAUAACAGUACCUUUGUUCAGGAGUAUUGGGCUUUACUUAGAGACUCUCCAAUGGCUUCAAUCCUUUGGAAGGAGGGCUUAAACUGGUGUUGUGAGUGACCCUUAUGCCCUAACCACCAGACCAAGUGGUCAAGACCCUAUCUCAAGAUGGUUUAAAGUUCUGGACACUUAAAUUGCGGGGGCUCUUUGUAGUGACACCAGAAUAAAACAGGGGAAGUUUAGCUUCAGUUGUGUUUGCAAUGGCCCCUUUCUCCCCAAGGGUGGUUGUGCCCAUAGAUGUGAAGAAGAAACCAUGGGAACAAGAAAAGCCUUUGCACAACCGGUGGCACCCAGACAUACCUCCGGUGGCGGAGGUGAUGGAAGGAGAACUGUUUAGGGUGGAGAUGCUGGAUUGCAAUGGGGGGCGCAUCGGAGAUAACGCUUCAGCAGAAGACAUAAAAUUUGUGGAGCUUUCAGUUGUGCACUAUCUGAGUGGUCCAUUGAGAGUUUUAGACACAAGAGGGAUUCCUGCCAAACCAGGUGAUCUUCUGGCCAUCGAAAUCUGCAAUUUGGGUCCUCUCCCUGGAGAUGAAUGGGGAUAUACAGCAACAUUUGACAGAGAAAAUGGUGGAGGAUUCUUGACAGAUCAUUUUCCCUGUGCAACCAAAGCCAUUUGGUAUUUUGAAGGAAUUUACGCAUAUUCCCCCCAUAUACCAGGUGUGAGAUUUCCAGGUUUAACCCACCCUGGAAUCAUUGGAACAGCACCAUCACAUGAACUUCUUAAUAUAUGGAAUGAAAGAGAAAAAGACUUGGAAGUAAAUGGCCACGAGUCUUUCAAGCUGUGUGAUAUUCUGCACACAAGGCCACUAGCAAACUUGCCUACAGCUAAGGGCUGCCUUCUUGGGAAGAUAGAAGAGAGAACACCGGAUUGGGAGAAGAUCGCUACUGAGGCAGCCAGGACAAUACCAGGCAGGGAAAAUGGAGGAAACUGUGAUAUCAAGAAUCUCAGCAGAGGUUCAAAGGUAUAUCUUCCCGUGUUUGUCGAUGGAGGAAAUUUUAGCACAGGGGACAUGCAUUUUUCUCAGGGUGAUGGUGAAGUUUCAUUCUGUGGGGCCAUUGAAAUGAGCGGAUUUCUAGAGCUAAAGUGAUCUAGAUCAGAAUUGCCAAUUCGAAUCACUCUACUGAGGGACGAAGAUCUAGAUCAGAAUUGCCAACUAAAAUCACUCUACCAAGGGACGAAUUCAACUUCCAUUUCUGUUUUUUCUUUCUUUUCUUUUUUUUUUCCUUUUUUUAAUAGGUUAACUGUGGAAAUGGACGGUGGGAUGUCAGGUCGAGGUAUCCAUCCCCCAACCACCAAAUACCCCAACCCCAUUCCCAUUCCCAUCCCAAAUAUGUUUUUUCAGACACUGCUUCAAACAAAGACCAUAUAAACACGCAUGCACACGCACAAGCACAGAAAUUACAUGGUUACGUACCCAUUAAGUACAAGUUAUUACCGGGAUAACUAACCUUAGAUACACUUCACAACUAUCAACCAUUGCAAAUCAACUAACACAUAAAUUUUACAAUUAAGAACUGAAACUCGUAGUGUAUAAUACUAUGUAGAAUUUUGUAGGUAUUGUGCAAAGCAUCAUAACCAUCGAGAACCAAGAUGGGUGAGACAUAAAUAAAGGUGCUAUCAUGGCCAGCAGCUAGUUCCAGGUCCACCUGCAUGGCAGUCAUCAAUCACUAUCAUCUGCUAUCUUAGAAGGGACAAUUAAAACGCCAUGUACUAUAUCACUGAAAUGGUACUAUAGUAACAUAGCAUUGUCUCUUAAGAACAUUCACUCCGUGUCAAGUUCCAUACAACAAACUAUGCAAGCUAACUAUGUUGUAUGCAAGCUAACUAUGGCAUAGGCCAUGUCAUUAUAAGUUCUAUGCUUCUUUACCUUUUUCUUUAAUUAUAGGACAGGUUAGCUGAAAUGGAAACCUCAGACAAUUUGUUUUACGUUUACUUUUGUUGACAGAGAUUGUGCAAAAUGAGUAUAUUCUAAUCUAUCAAAUCCUGGGUUUUCAACACUAAACAAAUCUUUGUCAUAUAGAUGUGAAAUUAUAAGAGGAGGAAUGCAGAAAUACCUCACUCCAAUGGGUCCCACACCUCUCCAUGUGAACCCCAUCUUCGAGAUUGGCCCUGUUGAACCAAGGUUCUCAGAGUGGCUGGUGUUUGAAGGAAUCAGUGUGGAUGAAAGCGGCAAGCAGCAUUACCUUGAUGCAACAGUGGCUUAUAAGCGAGCUGUUCUGAAUGCCAUACACUAUAUCUCCA